Prorocentrum cordatum is the source of this 1323-nucleotide messenger RNA. The record is from the annotation of a GenBank genome assembly. NCBI's taxonomy places the organism in Eukaryota, Dinophyceae, Prorocentrales, Prorocentraceae.
AUGCCACCGCUGCCGGCCCCCAUUCUGCUCAGCCGCGACGAUCACUACGUGACCCGCAGGUUGCUGUUCAGUUUCCCGCUGAUCCUCCUCUUCGUGAUUGUGUGGGGCGUGCCAAUCUCCCUUGUGAAGCUGGUCGUGGUAAUUAUCGUGAUGAAGCUAGUGAUCUUCCUGGGCAUUGUAGCGGUCUUCGGCUUGGCGCUGGCGCUCGUUCCCUCAUCCAGCGCACGUUUGACCAGCAGGUGGACAGGCUGGAGGGGCUUCUUGGUGGAGCCGUUCGUUCUGCCAUUCCUUGGAAUGAUGGAUGCGGGCGUGCUGCAUUUCUGGGUGAAGGCGUUCAAGCUGAUCUUCUUGGAGAUCAUGUUCGUGUGGAUCAUGUGUCAGCUGUUCAUGCCGUUAUUCGUGGAGAAGCUGGUCGGGGCGUUCUUCCUGAUGGUGCUGGUCGUGCUGAUAGCGCUGCUCCUGGCAGCUCACCUUCACCUUAUCCACAGUACGUUGGACAGGCAGCCAGGCAUGUCCUCAUCUUCGACGGACUCGAUGAUUGAGCUGCUCGUGGCGGUCUCCAUGAUCCUUGUCGAGUCGCUGGGCCUGGUGUCUAAGACGAGUCACAAUGCCAUCGCGGAGAUCAAGCAUGGCGCUCGCAACCUGAUCAUGGGCAGGCCCGAUCCAAGCAUGCCGGCACAUCGUAGGGUGCUCGGGAAGGCCUCCGCGCUGGCCUUGGCCGCAGGCGCUUGCCGCCUCGCCUGCCGCGGGGGAGCCGGCUCCGCCGCGUUCGCCCCCGCCGCGGCCGCGCCAGCGGCCCCGGCGCGGGCUGCCUCGGGCCGCACAGACGCGGAGCGCGACGCGGACGCGAGGGUGCUCGCCGAGGCGCUCCGCGGUGCGAGGGUGGCCGCGGCCUCCGACCUCGAGCCGCGGCGCCAGUCGGGGGGCCAGCUCGCGGAGGCGGCCCCGGAGACGGGGCUGAACCCGCCGUGGGCGACGUGCUACGUGGAGGCCCAGCUGACCACCGCGUCCGUCCUCGAGGAGUGGGUCAUGCGCGGCGAGCGCGACGUGGUCGCGUCGUUCAGCGCCUGGCGGCGUUCCUCCGAGGAGCCCACGAGCGUCAGGUGCGUGGACACCCCGGCGGAGGACGCCCUGCGAGCCGAGUGCCUGGAGUGCGCCGCGCACGACGAGGUCCGUCAAAAGGCCUGGGGGAUGCCGUUCGCAGUCAACGGGCGUGUUUCCGAGGAGGGCGUGCUGACGUUCUCGACGGGGACCUCGCAGUGCCUCGAGUCCGUGUCUCGCGGGCAAGGUUUCUGCAAGAGCGGCCAGGUCUUGCUGGGUUGA